CCAAUUUUUUAUGCGAUGGUGUUACUAAUUCAAAACUUCCUUCCUCCUCAUGCGCUUCCUUUGGUCUACUCCACCCGGCCCCCAACAACAGCACUUGUUGCCCUUGCCUUUUCGGGGUCAGUGGGCAUGACCCUAUUGGUGCUGGGAUGUGCCCUGCCACAGCCCAGCAAUUGGUACCCCUUCUUCGUGGUGCUGUUCUACGUGCUAUCGCCGCUGCCCACGUUGAUAGCACGCCGCUACAAGGAAGACGUGGCCAGCUCGAGCGCGGCCCAGGAGCUGGCCUAUUUCAUCACCACCGGCAUCGUCAUCUCGGCCUUCGGCCUGCCCCUGGUGUUGGCACGGUCACCUGCAGCACCCCACGCAGUGAUACAGUGGAGUGCCUGCGGCCUGGUGCUCGCGGGCAACGUCGUCGUGUUCAUCACCAUUUUGGGUUUCUUCCUGGCCUUCGACAACGAUGAGGUCGACUACAACAUGUGGUGAAGACGGACGACGUACCUGUGGCGCUGCCGCGUGUGUGUGCUGGUGUGAACUCAUGGUGCACACUGUACAUAGUGUGUAAUAAAAUUGCCCUACCGCCAUCCUGCCCCGCCAGCUUUCUGCUGCUGGGGCAGGCGAACAUUGCAUAGAAUAUGUAACUACUGCUUUAUGCAUAGCAUAGCCAGAAAUUGUGCUUUUAGCAGCUAAAAGACAGUAGAUUCGCGAUACACUUGCUGUGUUAUGCUAUUAUAUUGAGCGUGGGAUAUCUGUUCCUUUGUACAGCGUGACAAAGUCGCAUGCAGAGUCAAGAUGCAUCAUAGGAAUGUUUGUACGAGACCCUGGCUGGCUUGAGAUCUGUACUGCGUGUUGCGAUUAGUUGUACUUAUGACGCCCACUCGAUAGCAGGGAAACUGUGAGCAGUUGUGCAGCCUGUCCCCCUCACAUCGUUAUAUGUAACCUUCAUGCAAGCCGAAUGUACAUGUCACAAAGCGAACUGCAUUUGAGAACUUGCUGCAAUUACAGUAUGAGCACACGUGCUGUGCCAGUUUUAACUGCAGCUAGUUAAACGCUACCAAGUAGCUGUGUUGUUGUGAACUCUACAGAUUUGAAGUUGCUCAUUCGCUUGAUAAUUUAAUACGACUUUUUUUCACAAUGGUGCCUCCGUUGUUAGCAAAGUAUUUCUGAUGUAGGUGUUUAGUUAUUUAAUGAGCAUGCAUUUCUCUCCCUCCCUCUCCAUUGUGCUUGUGCUAAUGAACUGUAAAUAAGGAGUGGACUCAUUGUGUAAUUGAUGGGUUUAAUAAAAUGCUUAUGACACCAGA
Messenger RNA from Rhipicephalus microplus (southern cattle tick), 1295 nucleotides. Its product is annotated as leptin receptor gene-related protein. Lineage: Eukaryota; Metazoa; Arthropoda; Arachnida; Ixodida; Ixodidae. The record is from RefSeq and is a predicted model, not a curated record. Gene Ontology annotation, biological process: late endosome to vacuole transport via multivesicular body sorting pathway. Gene Ontology annotation, cellular component: endosome.